Molecule: messenger RNA, 535 nt
Organism: Pseudonaja textilis
Lineage: Eukaryota; Metazoa; Chordata; Lepidosauria; Squamata; Elapidae
Product: histone H2A type 2-C-like
Cellular component (GO): nucleosome
Molecular function (GO): DNA binding; structural constituent of chromatin; protein heterodimerization activity
Source: RefSeq, a predicted model, not a curated record
CAAAUCCUGGUAACAGGCUGGGCCCAAUCAGGAAUGGCGCUGGCGUAACGCGAGGUGGAGAUAAAAGGAGUCGGUGGUUCUCUUCCUUUAAUUGCUAUUUUAUUUUUUCUUCUGUGUUUGAGCUGGGAGCCGAGGCUGCGUCGCAAUGUCUGGCCGUGGCAAGCAGGGGGGGAAAGCUAGAGCUAAAGCGAAAUCUCGCUCGUCUCGUGCUGGGCUCCAAUUUCCCGUAGGUCGAGUUCACCGUCUCCUUCGCAAAGGAAACUAUGCCGAGCGGGUUGGUGCUGGAGCCCCCGUUUACUUGGCUGCAGUGUUGGAAUAUCUGACAGCUGAAAUUCUGGAGCUGGCUGGCAAUGCGGCCCGGGAUAACAAGAAAACUAGAAUAAUCCCUCGCCACCUCCAGUUGGCCGUCCGUAACGACGAGGAACUCAAUAAGCUACUGGGAGGCGUUACUAUUGCCCAGGGAGGAGUCUUGCCCAAUAUCCAAGCUGUGCUACUACCCAAGAAGACGGAGAGCCACAAGGCCAAAGGCAAAUGA